Messenger RNA from Vigna unguiculata (cowpea), 2236 nucleotides. It is a transcript of the gene ABCG23, whose product is annotated as ABC-2 type transporter family protein. Gene Ontology annotation, molecular function: ABC-type transporter activity; ATP binding; ATP hydrolysis activity. Gene Ontology annotation, biological process: transmembrane transport. The record is from RefSeq and is a predicted model, not a curated record. Gene Ontology annotation, cellular component: membrane. Lineage: Eukaryota; Viridiplantae; Streptophyta; Magnoliopsida; Fabales; Fabaceae.
GAAAAAACCAGACAAACCAAUGGCAGCAUGUUUGAAUCCACCUAGGUUAUCUAGCACUGAAGAUGACUCUGUCAUACUCUUCUCAACUUCUAAUUCUCCGGAAGAGUCCAUUAGUGCUUCUUCUUCCUCUUUCCACCACUCACCGCCACCAUCACAGCAACAAUUCAGAGCUGCAUAUAAACUUUCUGUGAGAAAUCUCUCCUACACUUUGCAGCCUCACAAGACCACUUCCUUUUCAUUUUGUCAUCAGAGUAAAAAACCAGAGCCCUUGAAUAUACUCAACUCAAUCUCUUUUAUAGCCAGAAGUUCUGAGAUUGUUGCUGUGGCUGGUCCUAGUGGAACAGGAAAGUCUACCCUUCUGCGAAUCGUGGCAGGAAGGGUAAAAGAUGAAGACUUUGAUCCUAAAAGCAUUUCAAUCAAUGAUCACCCUAUGACUAGUGCAGCUCAGUUGAGAAAGACAUGUGGGUUUGUGGCACAAGAGGACAAUUUGCUUCCUAUGCUGACUGUGAGAGAAACUUUGCUGUUCAGUGCAAAGUUCAGGCUAAAAGAAAUGACCCCAAAAGAUAGAGAGUUGAGGGUAGAAAGCUUGUUGCAAGAGCUAGGACUUUCACAUGUUGCUGAUAGUUUUGUUGGGGAUGAAGAGAAUAGAGGGAUAUCUGGUGGAGAGAGGAAAAGAGUGUCAAUUGGAGUUGACAUGAUUCACAAUCCUCCAAUUUUGCUCCUAGAUGAACCAACUUCAGGUCUAGACAGCACUUCAGCUUUGCAAGUCAUAGAGUUACUGUCAUCAAUUGUUAAAGCAAAGCAUAGGAUAGUGGUUCUUUCAAUCCACCAACCCAGCUAUAGAAUAUUGCAGUAUGUUUCCAAGUUCUUGAUCCUCUCUCAUGGUUCUGUUGUUCACAACGGUAGCCUAGAACAACUAGAGGAAACCAUAAGUAAACUGGGACUCCAAAUCCCAACACAGCUGAAUGCUUUAGAAUUCUCCAUGGAAAUUAUACGAGGAUUGGAAGAUUUCAGUUCCAAAUAUGUGGAAAAGGAGCCAUUUCCACACCUCAUGUGGGCAGAAGAAGAAGAAAACUGUGGUGGAAUCCAAAUUGUGCAAUCACAGUUUACCAAGGAAAGUUUUAGCAGUGUUUGCUAUGCAUACUUGGUGGAGAUACUGUUUUUGUGCUCAAGAUUUUGGAAGAUCAUUUACAGAACAAAACAACUUUUCUUGGCCAGAACAAUGCAAGCACUGGUUGGUGGCUUUGGUCUGGGAAGUGUUUAUAUAAAGGUAACAAGGGAUGAAGGAGGAGUUGCAGAAAGGUUAGGACUAUUUGCAUUCAGUCUUAGUUUUCUCCUCUCUUCAACAGUUGAAGCACUUCCAAUAUACCUUCAAGAGAGGAGUGUUUUGAUGAAAGAAGCCUCAAGGGGAGCCUAUAGGAUUUCCUCUUACAUGAUAGCCAACACUUUUGUUUUCCUUCCUUUCUUGUUUGUGGUAUCCACACUUUUUGCGGUUCCUGUGUACUGGCUUGUAGGCCUCAACCCUUCUCUUUCUGCCUUCACCUUCUUCACUUUUGUGGUGUGGCUCAUUGUGCUCAUGGCAAGUUCUCUUGUGCUCUUCUUAAGUGCAGUGUCUCCUGAUUUCAUUUCAGGGAACUCUCUCAUCUGCACAGUUCUUGGAGCCUUCUUUCUGUUCUCAGGGUACUUCAUUCCAAGGGAGAGUAUCCCAAAGUAUUGGCUUUUCAUGUACUAUGUGUCCCUCUAUAGGUACCCUUUGGAUGCACUCCUCACAAAUGAGUACUGGAAUGUUAGAAAUGAGUGUUUCUCUCAUCAAACAGAAGGAUCACAGUGCUUGAUCACAGGUUUUGAUGUGUUGAAGAGUAGAGGACUUGAAAGGGAUAACAGGUGGAUCAAUGUGGGAAUAAUGCUCGCAUUCUUUGUGUUGUAUCGUGUGCUUUGUUGGAUAAUUCUUGCAAGAAAGGCCUCCAAAACAACAAUAUAAUUAAUAACAGUCAUUGCUUCAAACUUGAAAACAAAAACAUAUAAGCUUCAAAUAUAUGGCAGGUUCAUUAGAGUUCACACUAAGAGAAGACUUGCUCCCAUGCCUAUAGUUAAUGUAUGAUAUGAAAUUCUAUGCUACAAACUUAUUCUAGGAAUAAUGUAUGAGUUUAUGUCUCACUGUCCCAUUAUAAAUGUCCUCUUUUCCCUUCUCUCUUGCAAUGUAAAGGAUGAAAGUAACUAGUAGGUUUUGUAGGAA